Molecule: messenger RNA, 3068 nt
Organism: Saccostrea cuccullata (small rock oyster)
Lineage: Eukaryota; Metazoa; Mollusca; Bivalvia; Ostreida; Ostreidae
Exons: 7
Coding region: 9-3068 (1019 amino acids)
Source: RefSeq, a predicted model, not a curated record
AUGACCAGAUGUUCGUGUUAUUCUGUUUUCUGUGUUCUGACUCCGGUCCCCCUGACUUCACUGACACAGAGUGGCUGGACUUGCUCAAUGGGAUACGACAGUUAGCGUACCGUAAAGAGAAUCCUGUAACACGUGAGGAAGCACAGCAGACUCUGGACAGACUGAAGUCACGUGAUUACCUCUGGGAAGAUGAGGACAAGAUAACACAGGAUACAAAGGAUGAGACAAUGUACAGGAUAGCAUCAAUAGAACGUGUUAUACCAUUCUGGUACAGUAGUUAUGACACAGCCAGUAUGUAUCUAAGAUCAUCAGGAUACAAGAGAAAACCUGGAGAGAAGUGUGUCAGUGUUCCUGGUUUAGAUAGCUUACUGAUACUCCGUCUACAAAUGAACAUACUGACUCACGUCACCAUGGAGGACAAGGAGAUAUAUGAUGAGAUAAACAAGAUAUUGAAUGUUUCAAAAAAUCUCCUAAAAGACAGUGAAGAUAAAAAAGCAAAAUUAUUAACGGAUCUAAGAAAAGAAGGGGAGGCUGUUCAUUACAGAGGAAGAUCACAAAAAAGUGUAGAUCACGUGACGUGGCUCUGGAAAUCAACCAGACCUGACAUCGUGAGAUCCUGUAUAGGUCUACAUCAACACAAUGAUAUUUACAUCAUAGACAACAAAGCUUACAAGAAAACAAGUAAAUACCAUACCUUUUCGCCAGAAGUCAGAAAUUUGCUGUAUUGCUUACUGUUGACAGAGAAAUAUCAGCUGAACCUAGAUGAACAAUCACAAAACAUUACAAAAAACAAAAUAAGAGCUAAGUAUUGCCCUGGUUAUACUGAAGACGGCUUGAUAGAGCUUCCUGAUGGAAUCACGGAAACACAUAACGGUGUGAUAACGUUUAUAUCAGACGACAUCAGACAUGACGUCAUGUACACCUUUGUGACGGAGUGUCUGGUGGAGGACAGUGAUCUGGAGUUUUUCCUGACCUCGGCGUCACGUGACGUGAUCUCAGAAUACUGCCGGUCCUGGGAUUAUGAGAGGAGUGAGGGAGAGAGAUGUUUGUAUGUACCGGACGAGCUGGAGAAGAUGUACGACCUCUUCAUAGACAAACUACAGUUGGACAUCAUUACACACUGUACCAUGUCUGACAGGGGGAUUCAUGACAGUAUCAGUAAACUUUUAAACAUACCGGAGGAAAUUUUGAAGUGGGAUUUGAGUUCCAGAGAAAGAUUUGUCGAGAGUCUCCGCCAUGGAAGAAUAGAAAUGUUUCGUGCACGAGGUAUGAUUGUGGGAUGCGCAGGCGCAGGUAAAACAACUCUUCUUAGGAAGCUUCAAAGGAAAUACACAAAAGAUCAUCAACCCACAGAGACAACUAUUGGCCUCCAGGUUCAUGAAGAUUUGUUUGAAGUUAAAGAUGGCACUUUGCAUGAUUUCAGCGAUAAUGAGGGAAAUAUUCCUUCUGGAAGAAUUGUAUGGCCCGAUGAAGAGGAAAAACGAAUGGUUAUCCAUGGUAUUCAUCUUCACAGCAGUCGUGGUACAAAGCUGAUCAGUAUGACAGACUUUGCCGGACAAGUGGCUUAUUACGCAUGUCACCAGGUUUACUUGUCACGGAGAGCGUUCUAUAUUGUGGUCGUUGACAUGUCCAAGGGUCUGGAAGAUGAAGUGAGAAUUUACCACACUGAUCGUCAUAACCCCGAAGGAUCCUUGUUCCAUUCCUGGAAAUACAAAGACUACUUUCAUUACUGGUUGCAAUCCAUACAGACAUAUUGUGAUGUUGGAGAAACACACACAAUCCAGGAAAGCACAGAGUCAAGAUCCAGCGUUCAUCCUGUUAUAAUUGUUGCUUCUCAUGCAGAUGAAGUGAAAGAGGAUUUGCAGAAAGUGUUUUACGAGAAACUUGAGAAAUGCCUAUCUGAUGAACAAUCUUUGAAACACCUUAUAUCUCCGAACAGAUAUUUUAUCGUCGAAUGUCCACCAAAUGAAUUGUCACUAAAACAACAAGACUCGAUUGAACGCCUCAGAAAAUGUAUAACAGAAACUGUAGAAAUGAUGCCACAGUGGGGAGAGGUUAUUCCUCUGAAAUGGGCAAAUCUUGAGAAAGUUCUGAUUGAGAUGAAGGAAAAUGGAAGAAAGGUUAUUUCAGUACAAAAAAUAAAAGGAUUAAAAGACAUUGAUUUACCUAUUGAUAAAGAUCUUGAUGAUGGCCUUCGGUUCCUACACGAAAUAGGUCAAAUCGUUUAUUUUGCUGACGAGAAAAUGAAGAAUGUGAUAAUUGUUAACGUUCAGUGGUUUGUUGAUGCCUUCAAAUACAUCAUAACUGAUGAAAAACAUCUAGCUAGAAUAGUGAGCGAAAAUAUAUGGAUUAACACAGGAAGAAUUACUGCAUCUGAACUGAAAGAGAUAUGGAAAUAUACUAAAGAUAGCUCUUAUAUUCAGCAUAAAGAUGAUAUUUUACCAUACAUGGACAAACUAGGUUUAAUGACAGAAAUAAAGGGUGACUCUAGCGGUCAAACAUACUACAUACCGAGCAUGAACAGAACUGAAAUUACCGAUAACUGUCAACAUGCAAUCACCAAAGGACAGAAAACAUCGAUUAUGGUGUUCCAUUUCAAAACGUACUUGCCUCAUUUUUUCUUCUUUAGGCUUGUAGUAAACUGUUUAAAGGAAUGGAAGGCACUUGAUAUGGCGUUCUUUUGUAAGAAUGCUGCAUUCUACAUGGUAGAAGAUGCCAGCCACUACAUUGCUAUUGCUGUUAACAAAACUUCCAUCCAGUUACAGGUUUUUACUGCAGAUAAAGAUAUGAAACUGCAGUCAGAAUGCGUCAUACAGAUCAGAGAUACGGUGGAAAGUCUAAUUAACGAAAUAGCACAAACUUUUCACAGACACAUUAAAUAUGAGAGGGGGUUUUCUUGUACAGAUAUAAACAUUACAGAUGAGGAUGACGAAUUUUUUUUGAAAGAAAAUCAAAUAGAAGGAAUAAAAACAAUUACUGGGAAAGAAGAAAGACCAUGCCCUAAACAUGUUCUCCGAAAUCCACAUGAAAUCAACAAAUUCAAAAUGAUGCAAUUCUGGUUCAAUUAA